UUUUCUCUCACUAUAAACACAACACAAACACGCCAACUCCCAUCUCCAAAUCCCCUCUCUCUCCCCUCCUCUGCACAAUCUUGUCAGACUUGUCUAACUCAUGAGCUGUGCUCUUCUUCUUCCUCGAUAAAUACCCCUCCUCAUUUCUCACAAUCUCAUCAAUCCUCACCUUCACACUCUGUUUUUUGAGAAAAAAAAGAAAAGAAAAAAAGAAACAGAAAUCAUGGGUUUUCCAGUGGGAUAUACUGAACUAUUCUUCCCAAAACUACUUAUACACACACUAUCAUUCCUGGGUUUUAUAAGGAAAUUCAUAUCAUGGUUGUUUAAAUUCAUGGGUCUAGGUGAUUUUCUUGAAUCAGACAUUACCUGGUCAUCAUCAUCAUCAGAGAAUUAUCACUCUCAUUCUCAUUCACAUCAUCAAUGUCAAACUGAAUUUCACUCUGUUUCAGCUGUUCUCAUCAGAGAAAUGAUUCCAGUUAUCAAAUUUGGAGAUUUGGUUAAUGAAGCUGAACAAGAUGGAGCAGAUGGUGAGAAGAUUGAUGUUCCUGAGAGCUGCGCUGUGUGUUUAUAUGAUUUUGAGAAUUCAGAAGAGAUAAGGAGAUUGACUAAUUGUAGACAUAUUUUCCAUAGAAGCUGUUUAGAUCGGUGGAUGGAUCAUGAUCAGAAGACUUGUCCAUUGUGUAGAACUCCAUUUAUUCCCGAUGAUUUACAGGAAGCUUUUAAUGAAAGAUUAUGGGCUGCUUCUGGUGUUCCUGAUUUUUAUGGUGAAUUCUCUUCUUCUACUUCCUCUGUUUUCUAAAUUAAAAAAAAGUAGGGUCUUUUUAGGUGGGGGGAUUCAAUGGGUCUCUGUCUGUAACUCUGUAAAUACAUGAAACAAGAAGAAGAUGAAGAUGAAGAUUAAGAAAUAUAUUCUGUGUAAACAAAAGAAAUUCCGGAAGAUUGAAAUAUAAUUUUCCGGAAAGAGAUGAAUUUUUGUAUACUUAAAUGAAAUUUUUAGAAAUUUAGAAUCUUAAUUAUUAUAGUU
Molecule: messenger RNA, 1024 nt
Organism: Papaver somniferum (opium poppy)
Lineage: Eukaryota; Viridiplantae; Streptophyta; Magnoliopsida; Ranunculales; Papaveraceae
Product: E3 ubiquitin-protein ligase RHA1B-like
Exons: 1
Coding region: 224-799 (191 amino acids)
Biological process (GO): protein ubiquitination
Molecular function (GO): ubiquitin protein ligase activity; zinc ion binding
Source: RefSeq, a predicted model, not a curated record